Molecule: messenger RNA, 3153 nt
Organism: Eucalyptus grandis
Lineage: Eukaryota; Viridiplantae; Streptophyta; Magnoliopsida; Myrtales; Myrtaceae
Exons: 7
Coding region: 293-2899 (868 amino acids)
Source: RefSeq, a predicted model, not a curated record
GACACAAAUUCCAUUUUACUUUUCAUUUUUUUCCACCAUUUUUAAACUCUCGAACUCCUCGCAUUCUCUCUCCUUUCCUCCUCUUCUUCCUCCUCCUCAUCUUCUUCGUCUCGCCAGAUCUCUCUCUGUAAUUGGGGUCAAGUCCGCCGGGCAAUCCCGGCGUUUGCCCGUUCCCCGGGCAUCUCGCCGGCAAUGCCGGCUCAGAUCUACUGUCGUUAGCUUGAUGCGCGACUCCGUGUGCUCUUUCUAAUCCUCACACCAACAUUCGGCGGACGAUACCUGUAAUUGAGAGAUGGAGGUGGAGAAAAGACGGACAAAGGGAGGCUUCCUACAGUUUUUCGACUGGAAUGGCAAGUCCAGGAAGAAGCUGUUCUCAAACAGUCCUGAUAUACCUGGUGCCGAAGUAGUUAAGCAAGGAAUGGAUGAUACAGAGAUCUUGGCAAAGUCAAGGUUUCAGACGAAUGUUAUUGAUGACAAUGGACUUAGUUCAAGUAAAAACGGAAGUAGUGAGUGGAGCUGUGCAGCUUCAGAGACCAGCAAUGAAGGAUGUGAAAACAGAGCCCCCGGAGUAGUGGCUCGACUGAUGGGUUUGGAUUCUUUGCCAAAGUCAAAUGGUCCCGAGUCCUCCACAUUGUUCUCUGAAUUUCAUCAAGUCAAAGCUCCUCCUUACGGUGAUGGCACCCGUGAUUUGCGAAGUAGAUGUGAUCCGAUUGAUUACCUCAGCAGUUCUACUCUUAAGGUGCAGAACCGACCAAUAGAGAGAUUUCAGACCGAAAUACUACCUCCAAAAUCAGCUAAACCUAUUUCCAUUACCCAUCAUAGGCUUUUAUCUCCAAUUAAAGGUCCUGGAUUCAUUCCAGCCAAGAAUGCUGCCUAUGUUAUGGAGGCAGCCGCGAAGAUUAUUGAAGCUAGUCCCCAAGUUGUCAGAGGCAAAGCAUCAUCGACUGUUUCAGCAUCAGUUCCUUUAAGAAUACAGGAUCUGAAAAUGAAAUUAGAAUCUUCCUAUGAGGCAUCAAGGCAGCAGAAAGCCAGUAGUUCUGGCAGUGUCAAGAAUGCGAAAGGAAAGUCCAAUGAGAAGAGCUACAGAGUACCACAAGAUACACAGCCAUCCAGGACUGCUGUGGUAUCGGGAAAGGUAAAUUCUGGAAAUUGGAGAUCAAAGGGUAAAUCAUCUUCCCCUGCUGAGCCAGGGAAAGUCAAUGUUCAAACAAGAGAGGCAAAAAAUCAGCCCAAUAAGAAAAAUCUUGCAGUUGAGAAAGAGCAGAGUGGGGACUCGAGCCAAAUUUCCAAUGGGCUGUCUCGGUUGCAGAAGAGUUCACAGAGAAAAACUUCUACAAACCAGAUAAACACUGUGCUCAAACAAAAUAGCCAGAAGCAGAAUUCCCUGAAUGACAGACAGGGUCCAGUGUCGAGGGCUUCCCGCUCCAAACAACCAGCAGGAAGAACUCUCCCUGUCAAUGGUUCAAUCAGACCAUCUAAAACUGUGAGCAAGAUUGCGCCAAAGGCCGAUACUGGUUCCCUGACAACAUCGGCUACAAAUAUUUCCAAGGAGCUCAAAUCAUCUAGAUUCAAGACUCCCACCCGCAAAAGAAAUGCUGCAAAUUCAGAUAUUAAUUCAGAUCGAAGUGUCACCACCAAUGUUCUCAUCAACAGUGAUGGAAUGUCUGUCAAGCGAAAUACUGUCAUUGAUGGACGCGUUAAUCAGGGUGUGGAUAGCAACAAAAACAGCAUGGAUGUCAUUUCAUUUACAUUCUCUUCUCCCAUAAAGAGAUGCACUCAAGAAGCUCGUGCCUACACCAAAAUGCAUGAGAAUGGUAACUUUGAUCAUUGUUUUAAUGGCAAUAAUGGACCAUUAAAUGGUACAGAUUCCAGUUCAUCAUCUCCAAUUGGAAGUAUAUCUGAGGGAAAUAUUUUGAGUGUUCUCUUGGAACAGAAGCUCAGAGAACUAACUGACAGAAUAGACUUGUCCAAUUGCGACAUUUCCAGGGAAAAGAGUUUGUCUAUGCCUAAAAUGAGCAACCAAGAAUCAGUUGGCACACUCAACAGUGUAAGCCCCAUGGUAACAGAAAGUGAGGAAAGCUUUCAACGAGGGUUAGAUGAGUUUGUGAGCAGUCCAGUUGCUUCUGGCUGUACUUCAUCUGAUGGUCCCUCAAUUAACUCAAAGCAAGAGUGCCAGGUUGUGGAUUCCGAAGAAAUAGAAGAGUGCAGCAGUAGUGCCACCAGCUAUGGUAGUGCUGGAAAAGAAACUGACUAUGAAGAUCCAAGCCCAGUUUCAACUCUUGAAUCCUCAUAUUUGAGUGAAAGCUGCACAGAUAGCAUGAUCACUUACAGUGGUAAGAAUGCCAGGACAAAGUGGGUAACAAGAAAAGAAUCCCACUCAUUGUAUGCCGGUGGUUCGAGAAGUUGGGAACUUAAAUAUGUGGAAGAAAUAAUUGGGAAUGUAAAGCUGAGGUUAGAAGAUUUUGGGGAGACCGAGCCCAGGUUCAUAAGCAAUGGUCUCUUUGAUAAAUUGGAGAACCGAGCAGAUAGAAUGGACAGAUAUGAGGAUCACUUGAGGCUGAGGCGCAAACUUUUGUUUGAUUCCACAAGGGAAUGUCUUGAGUCACGAUGUCGUGAUAUGGUCAAUGGAACCUGUGAAGCAUGGUCUAAGUGGCAUGCAUUGUUCCUAAGAAAGCGCUGGUUAGCAGAGGAUAUCUACAGGGAAAUUUCGGGGCGGAAAACCAUUGGAGAUGUGAUGGUGGAUGAGCUUGUGAACCAGGACAUGAGCACUAGGCAGGGGAAGUGGGUCGAGUUCAAUGUUGAAGCAUUUGAAGAAGGUGUCGAGAUUGGAAAUAGGAUACUAACUACAUUGAUUGAUGAAUUGGUCACCGAUUUUGAUGCAACCAUCCAGAGAUAUUAAGUUAUACCGAGCAUCAAUUGACCUCAUUGUCUAGUUCUAUACCCAAAACCUGUGUAGGGGGGAAGGGGAAAAUUAGGAGGGAAGAUUCUACAGAAAUAAUUUCAUUAUGAGGAGAGAAGCUUCUUGAGGUUAAUGAUAUUGCCUUUGUCAUAUCAUGUGAAGAUGUCUUGUCUCAUUUCAAAAUUCACAAACGGCUUCUUGUACGCACAGUUCAUUCUGAUGCUGAGUAAAAUACUGUGUAGUCUACUUGUACC